Messenger RNA from Budorcas taxicolor (takin), 4956 nucleotides. RefSeq names its product BTB domain containing 3 (gene BTBD3). The record is from RefSeq and is a predicted model, not a curated record. Gene Ontology annotation, cellular component: cytosol. Bases 497 to 2080 code for a protein of 527 amino acids. Gene Ontology annotation, molecular function: protein binding. The transcript is spliced from 5 exons. Gene Ontology annotation, biological process: dendrite morphogenesis; cerebral cortex development; neurogenesis. NCBI's taxonomy places the organism in Eukaryota, Metazoa, Chordata, Mammalia, Artiodactyla, Bovidae.
UGAGCAGCUGCCCCCGGCCCGGGCGGAGUGCGGUACUCACGGCGGCGCCGCCUGCGGAGACGGGACCGGCGCGCGGGCUGUAAUACCUACUCUCCUCCGGUCCAUUCACCACACAACUUCAGCCGGCUGAACAGACUCACGCAGCUCCAGCACAUCUUGAUAACCUAAUUCAGAAAACAAGCACUACGGCUCUCUCUGCCUGUCGUCUCCUCCCAGUGUAGCAUUUUCAGGUGAUCUAGGAAACUGGGUUAUUUUUAUGAGCAAAUAAGAGAAACAGGAAUCAUGAUGGGGAUGUAUUUAACAGACCCAGUACUGGAUAAAACUUAAAACCAGUGUCUCAUUCAACAUAGUAAAAAGGUCACCUUGCCUGCCUGAGAAAAGAAGCAAAAUAUCAGCUUGUUGGUUUCUGUUUUCAUCUCAGCUCGUGCUAGCCUCUUUUCCCUGAUGCUCGCACCGACUUGGGAUAUCUGGCUAUAAAGAGAGACCUACUGUACUCAUGGUAGAUGACAAGGAAAGGAACAUGAAAUGUCUCACCUUCUUCUUGAUGCUUCCAGAGACGGUAAAGAACAGGUCCAAGAAAAGCUCGAAGAAAACAAAUCCCAGCAGCAGCAGCAGUAGCAGCAGCAACAGCAGCAGCAAGUUGCCUCCAGUUUGUUAUGAAAUAAUUACCUUGAAGACUAAGAAGAAGAAGAAGAUGGCUGCUGAUAUAUUCCCCCGCAAAAAACCAGCCAGCUCCAGCAGCACCACUGUCCAGCAGUACCACCAGCAGAAUCUCAGUAACAACAACCUUAUUCCCGCCCCGAACUGGCAGGGGCUCUAUCCCACCAUUAGGGAGAGAAAUGCGGUGAUGUUCAAUAAUGAUCUGAUGGCAGAUGUACAUUUUGUGGUUGGGCCACCAGGCGGGACUCAGCGGUUGCCAGGACACAAAUACGUUUUAGCUGUUGGGAGCUCUGUGUUCCAUGCAAUGUUUUACGGAGAACUUGCCGAGGACAAAGAUGAGAUCCGUAUACCAGAUGUCGACCCUGCUGCUUUUCUCGCCAUGCUGAAAUACAUCUAUUGUGAUGAAAUUGACUUGGCUGCUGACACAGUCUUGGCCACUCUUUAUGCUGCCAAAAAGUACAUCGUCCCUCACCUCGCCAGGGCCUGCGUCAAUUUCCUGGAGACCAGCCUGAGCGCUAAGAACGCCUGUGUGCUCCUGUCCCAGAGCUGCUUGUUCGAGGAGCCAGACCUCACCCAGCGCUGCUGGGAGGUGAUCGAUGCCCAGGCCGAGCUGGCGCUCAAGUCCGAGGGCUUCUGCGACAUCGACUUCCAGACCCUGGAAAGCAUCCUCCGCAGGGAAACUCUGAAUGCCAAAGAAAUCGUGGUCUUCGAGGCCGCUCUCAACUGGGCUGAGGUGGAAUGCCAGCGACAGGAUCUGGCUUUGAGCAUUGAGAACAAGCGCAAGGUGCUGGGCAAGGCGCUCUACUUGAUCCGCAUCCCGACCAUGGCCCUGGACGAUUUCGCCAACGGUGCUGCGCAGUCCGGCGUCUUGACUCUGAACGAGACCAACGACAUCUUCCUCUGGUACACGGCGGCCAAGAAGCCCGAGCUGCAGUUCGUGAGCAAGGCCCGCAAGGGGCUGGUGCCACAGCGCUGCCACCGCUUCCAGUCCUGCGCCUACCGGAGCAACCAGUGGCGCUACCGGGGCCGCUGCGACAGCAUCCAGUUCGCCGUGGACAAGAGGGUCUUCAUCGCAGGCUUCGGGCUGUACGGCUCCAGCUGCGGCUCGGCCGAGUACAGCGCCAAGAUCGAGCUCAAGCGGCAGGGCGUGGUCCUGGGGCAGAACCUCAGCAAGUACUUCUCGGACGGCUCAAGCAGCACGUUCCCCGUGUGGUUCGAGUACCCGGUGCAGAUCGAGCCGGACACCUUCUACACGGCCAGCGUCAUCCUGGACGGCAAUGAGCUCAGCUACUUCGGGCAGGAGGGCAUGACAGAGGUGCAGUGCGGCAAGGUCACCGUGCAGUUCCAGUGCUCGUCGGACAGCACCAACGGCACGGGCGUGCAGGGCGGCCAGAUCCCCGAGCUCAUCUUCUACGCCUGAGCGCACCGGCUCUCCGCUUCACGCUCAGCUCGGCUGCAGCCAGCCAUCGGCGCGGGCUGUUCGUAAGGAACGGAGCUGUGCGCCGGUUCUGAUUUCUUUCAAUCUCUUUCGCUAUGUACAGGCAAAAAUGCAGCACUCAGCUUUUAACUGUAUGCCGGAAAGCCAAAUUCUUAGCAAGGCUUGUGGUUCUUAGAGUUGCAUAUAUCCACCCGGGGAGAUUUUGCAUUCUUUUCCAACUGCCCCACUGACCUCCCAGUUUAAGAAGAUUUUUGGAUCACCUCAGAUUUCCUUUUGGGCUUUAUUUUGACAAAGAGAAAGAAAUACUCUAAAGUAACAGUAGCAAUUAUUUUUAAACGGAAACCCUCCCUCUCCCCAAACAGAUAAACCUCAGUGUACAAUUUUGAAAGACAUUUUGCUUGAUAAUAAGUAAUAAUUUAGGAAGUAGACAGUAGUCAUCUUUACCUUCUUAUUUGCUUUUAAAUAUUUUGGGCAUUUGCUUUUGGACAUUGCGUUUUCUUAAAUCCUAAAUUCACAAGUUUGUUUAAUUUUUAAACUGCAGCUGUCAACGGAAGGUAAAGCAAGUAAGAAAUUGGAAGUUCUAGAUCACAACUUUUGCUACAAGCAGAUUUAUGUUCCUUUAGUUUAGAAGACAGGCAAUUCCAGUACAGAGGCUUCUUUUAGAAGUAACUAAAUUGCAAAACUUUUUGUCAACUAGAGAAAAAUUGCAAAUCUGUUAAUUGAAACUAAAAUAGUCUUAAAAGGAAGCCUGAAAAAGUCCCACAUGACAAAUAGUUUAAUUGAUGGCACAUUAUAAUCCAGAGUUUGAAAAAGUCAAGCUCUUUUCUCCCUGCUUAGCUUUUGAUCCCUGCCACUUGCUGGUUUUCAAAAGUUGUACUGUAUAGAAUUCCUAUUCCCCCAUUCCCGUGAAAAGAGGACCAAACGAUUUCUUCAGAUGAAUAGAAUAACAGUUUUGUAGUGCCACAUGUUAAUGUAAUAAGAUACUUUAUGCAUUUGUUUUUUUUUAAUCUGAAGUAUAUUUUACUUAAUCUACUUUGACCACACUCUCUCUUGUUCGUUAAUUAUGAUUCUGUCCCAUUCCUGGACUGCUAGAAUCUGGCCUGUGACCAUCUGAACGAGCCAAUACAUGCCUGCAGGGUUUUUAAAAAGUGGUCUGGAGUGAUAAACUUGAUGAUACCUUAAUGUUCACUGCCUCAGCAUCACAUCCAGUCCCCCCCCCCCCCCGCCCCAUGGAUAGUGUAAACAAAGGAGGGAAAAGCUCGUCAAAACAUUCUCCUUCAGCAAAGGCUUGUGCUGGCUUAGUGCCCGUGACCCUAGUGGUGUACACUGUGGUUGCUCCCAGUUGAAGUAUCCACGUGUUUCUGGGCAACUUUUCUGCGCAGUGUGAUCCUGAGAUGGCUUCCCCGCCACCCAGAGUGUGGUCCCUGGCCACCUCCUCCUCCUGUUCUGAGAGCCUGAAGCUGGCUCUGGAGCGGGGGCUAGUCCCGGGGUGGGUGUGUGCGUGGGUGCCCGUGCGCAUGCAUGUGCACCGGCUCAGGAACUGUCUCCUGCUGCCCGGCCAGCAGGGCUGGGACAGAAGGGUCCCCCUGCCGGGCCCACCCAGCCCGCAGAGGGGGACUGCCUGUGCUUCCGGGCCGCUUCUCCCCCGUAGACGUGAGCUGCUGCUUCGGCCGGCUUCCCCGAUGGAGAAAAACACUGGAUUACAGAAAUGUUUUAAUCGUCUUUGCCCUUACCUAUGUCUGUUAGCAUGGAGGGUCAGAGGCUGUUACCAGUGAUUAAGAGAUGAGUGCUCCCAGGACAAGCUUCCAAAAUUAUCUAACAGUUAUUUCUUAUUAGCAAGAUGACAGAUAGUAGUAGUGGCAAACUGUCUAUGAAACGGAGGUAGGUUUUCAAUUUAAAAAAAUAUAUCUACAGAGGGUUUUGUUUAUAAAUUAUGGUUAAACAUUUCGGUAACUCAUAGCUACCUUGCAUUUGGUAGACUAUAGAUUUACCUGAUUGGAAGGCACUUGUUUAUAAGCCAGAGGAGAAGAAACUUUUUAGCACUAAUUUCAUUAUACUAAAUUGUUGUUAGGGGAGGAGUGUGAUAACCUUGUUCAUUCAGUAACACCCAUGACCAGUGCUCCUAUUAGUAGCUGCCCUCCAGAGGCUGGGAAACUGCUGGGUGAGAGCCCCAUGAGAUCCUUUGUACUGGAUAUGGAAGAACUUAAUUUUAUGAUAAUUGCUGUCACUAGAAGAAAAAGAAAUCCGUCAUCUGAUUGGCUGGUGCCAAGAGCUGUGGUAUAAAUUUGAAGGUUGUAUUUAAAAUAAAAAAAUGUUAUCUUUUAAAUCCUAUUCUCCCUUCUGCAUUUUCAGUGACAUGGAAUUAAGGCUAAUGUGCUUGCUUUAUUUUCUUUGAUAAUCUCAAAUUUUGUAGCUUUCAAAACUAAAAAUCAUUGUUCUGACAAGGCAAGCAACUGGAAUGCAUAAACACAAUUUUAUUAAACACUGCCCUGUAGAUGCUUUUCCCCACGUAUCUGGCAGUCUUUGUUGUCGUUUAUAUCCUGGGGAUAAGGGGAACUAGGCUAGCAGUUCUAAUGUAACAUUCUUUAAGCAUAUCUUAAUAUAGUAUUUAAGUAAAUGGUCUAAUUUCUACAUAAUUAUUGCACUGAACUGUCUUUUUUUUAAGGUGUCUAAAUAAGCUUGCUAAUUCAAGACACUAGCCAGUUGUGCAUUAGAGUGCUUGAAUUCAGGAGCUUAGAGCAUUAUUUAUGAAGGAAAAAUAUAUAAAUAUGAAGUACCUCAUGUUGAAUGUUAUUGUACUGUAUUUUUAAUGUAACAGUGCAGAUCUUGUUAGACACAUGAAUGUGUAUAAUCAUGUU